AGGGGGGCGGUGGCUCGCUCGCGGCCGAGCACUUUUUUUAUCGGUUCCGCCGGCUCGCUUCGGGACGAUAACAAUGGCCGGUGGCCGAGAGAGCCGCGAUGAGCGCGAUAGGCGUCCGGACACUCGGCGACGACGACGACGAUGUAUGAUCGCGCCGUGUCACACCGUCGUCGACGGCUGACUCGUUCGGUAAUCUCGACGAGCGGCAUCGCGACUCGAGAGUUCCGUACAGCUGGAAUCUCAACGCGUCAAAGUCCUCGAUAAUGUCCGCUGACGUUCACCGGCGAGAUCCUGACGAUUCUCUUUCGAAUCGUGGAAUCGCGCGCGAUAACGGAUAAACAGGGGAAUUAUCGAGGCGUGUAUCGAUCGUUGGCUGACCAUUAAAUGCCUAUAUUUGUAAUGGACUUGGCGGAAACUAUGAAGAACAUUGUUGCCAAAGGUAUGCAAACAGAAAUGGGUCCACCAGGUGGAGGAUCAGGCUACUCUGCUGCACCGAGCAGUGCUGGUUACGUCACGGAGAAGAUGUACAUGUUGUUACAAGCAUAUUUGCAAAAUAAGGGAUGGAAUCCCAGCAUUGAGCUGCUACAAUGUUUUUCAGAAUUUAAGGAUGCCUCCAUGAUGCCAAGCGCUGCUUAUUUACAGAUGAUGGCAUCUCGAGUAGCAUUGGAUUCACAGGGAAGACUAGUCCUCAGAGAAAAUGGAAAGAUAAUACUUCCCUAUGAACACUUUGCCAAUGCUGUCAUGUUGAAACAUAUGAAUGGCCCGCAUGGCUUACAUUUGGGCUUGGAGGGUACAGUCAGAGCAGUCAUGGAGUCUUAUACUAUUGGAAGAGAAUGUUUUGGAAUGGAAAAGGAAUUUAUCAUAGAAGUCGUGCAAAACUGUCCCAAUCCCGCUUGUCGUUAUUAUAAAAAUCAACUGGAACUCACUCAGAAGAUGGGUCACAUGGCACCAACUUAUAUCCAGGAAAAUGAAGCGACUGCAUCUCUUUUGCGUAGCAGUUUUCCACAUAGUACAGAUUUUCAGGCAACACUAGGUAGUGCUAAUCCAAAUACACAUAUGGGAGGAGGAUCCGCAGCAGAUUUAGCGGAGAUGAGAGGUGCUGGUAAUCAAAUGAAUCUUCAACGUCCUCCAAGCCGUCCAUCAUUGAAUAUUCCGCAUCGGCCUGUAUCGCAAGAGAAAAAAGUGUCAUCUGGCAAGCAACAUUAUGAAUCUCUAAUACCUAAUAUUCCAAUCUCUGAUCAUAAGUUGACAGACUUCUUACGCAAUAAUUUGGAUAACUUGGACAAUCUCACUGGACUUGGUUUGGGUAACUUACAAGGAAUAGGAAAUGCCAACAAGGAUCUGUUGGCAUUGCACAAUGGUGCAUGGCCUUUAGAAAAUGAAAAAGGAUCUCGGUCAUCAUCUGCAAAUUCGGAAGGUGGUCAAGAGAAGAUUGUGCGUGCUUUCGCAGAAGUGAUGAAGAACAUGGCAAGGAUGAAAGCCUGUGUACGACCGGCGAUGUGCAAACCAUAUGGCAAGCAAUCCGAGGCUCUGCAAAAAACAUUGGUCGAUACAAUACAGCUUGUACAAUCGUUGAGAAGCUUCUUGCCACCUCCGCAUAUACCAGUUUCGAGCUGGAAGAAUGAAGAUAAACACCGAUUAGAUCAUUCUGGUGCUCCUUAUUUGUCAACAUUAAAAGCGGGUGGAAUGGAAGAAUUGUGCGAACAGCGUAAGUUAGAUUAAGCGUCGUCUUCGCUUCACUCGCGACAGACCAAGUUUCGUCUUUUUGCGCUCUAUGAUGUUCUAGUCACAAGAUGUUUAUUGAUUAGCUGGGUGUUUCGUAUUUAAACAACCCGAUGGAUUGCUCAAAAAAGUUGUUGGCGUUUAGGACUUCAAAUACUAAGAGACAAAAUGAGUCAUGCGUGGACUGUGAUAAACGUGAGUAGCGAGAAAAAAAAAGAUUUAUAUGUAGGACUAAACUCACACCGCGUCAUUUUAGGGAUCCUUAUUAAUUUUAUUUUAUCGCUGUAAUUUGACUGUAUUGUAAUUGUUCUGCCUAUGGGGCUUAUUCGGUGAAUAAUAUAUCGAUUAAACCCGCGUUAUAUACCGAAUGUCGAGCGAAUUGACGCUACGAUGAAAGUAAUACACGCGCAGUAUGAACAGUAUUUAUAUUUUACUAUAUCAAUUUAACAAUUUUGCCGCUUGUGUUCCAACGAUUACCUGAUUAAUAAUAUAUCGCAUAGGACUUUUUUAUAUACUAUGUAUAAAAUUGUUACACAUAUAUAAGCUUAAGCUCGGAAUAAGAAGCAAAACUAAAUUGGCCUGGUACAAAAGCUUUUGCUACUAAUUGAUAUUUAAUGUUCGCAGCAUAGAUGCAUAAAGACGAUUUUUUUUAUUACCAAGUUUCACAUUAUUUUAUUUCAUAUGUUUUUAAUUGUUUAUUUUGUAAGAUAUAAUAUAUUCUUUAUAGUAGCUUUCAAUUAACAUAAGGCGGAGUUAUUCAAUUAGCAAAAAAAAAUUGUUGUGUGUUCAAUUUAUGUAUAUAUAUUUUCUUCAAAAAGAGAUAUGUAUGCGUUAUUAUUUAUUUUUAAGGAUAAAAUGAAUAUAUAUUGUUGUUAUUUCUAAUACUGUUUGCUGAUCAAGCAUGCGAGUACGAAUGUUAAAAGCUGUGAACUAAUUUUUAAGCUCCAUGGGCAGUAUAUGCGUUGUGCACGUAAAAAAGUCAUUGGUCAAUUCAUAGAUAUUUUUUAAGAAACAGAUUAUUUCUUAAUAUAUAUAUAUAUAUAUAUAUAUAUAUAUAUAUAUAUAUAUAUAUCUACAUACAUAUAUAGUAAAGGAAAAAAAAAAAACAAAAAAAAAACAAAAAAAAAAACGAAAAUCAUUGCGUCAUUUGGGAAUUUUGCAUUGACGCUCAAAGACUUUUCACCGUGCACUAAGUAUUAUUAUGCAGAAACGUUUUUAUUCUUGCGAAAUAAAAACUACGUAUUGGAGGAUUGCGUUUGUGAUUUUGAUCGAUCGCUGCCUCGAGAAUAAAUGGCAUAUCGUAAUAAUUGCUGGAGUAAAAUCGUUUCCCACUCGAUUGUUAUACGCGCAUAUAAACGAUACGAGAUAAAAUGUUUCCUUCUUUUUCGAUAAGGUAAUAGGCAUUCGUCUUUGAAUGUAUAAGAAACGAUGUGUACCGCGAAUGGAAAAUAGCGCGCGGUACUCGAAUGCGUGGGCUGUGUUUUGUGAGAUCUGCAUGUGUGCAUCUGAGAGAGACUGCGGAGUUUUGGCUAUCAAAUAGCAAAAUUUUAUAUGAAUGCGCGUAUGUUAAAGAUGUCUUUCUAUACAUGUAUCUGUUAUAUUUACUACACACGUAUGCAGCGAAUGUGCCGAUCGAUUACCAUUUUAGGAGUCGGAUCCAUGAUCUGUAUAGUAUUAAUAUGUUUGUUUUGUUCCUUUCUGAUUCCCUGUUCGGCAGAUUAAUCUUUCAUAUUUUAAAAUAAUUUCUCUCUUUUUCGUUCUAUAUUUGUUGCAAUUAGAAAUGGGAUACAUACAGAGAUACGAUUAACAAAUCUGAAGAAUAAUUUUCUCAAUAGCAGUUUUCUUUAUUUAUUUUUGACGUAUAGUGAUUUAAACGAACGCAGAUCCGGCUUCUGUAGACUGCGUUUUUUGUUGACAUACAUAUACGUAUAUAUAUAUGGACAAAGAGGCUGCUGCAAUAUGGUUCAUAAUUCGACGAUAACUUGUUGUACACCAAAGUGUAUUUCCAAUAACUAGAUGGACUUUUUUUUUUCUUAUAGUAGUUAUUAUUACGUAAAAAAAGAAAUGCAAACGUACCAUCGUUUGUCUUGCAAUUGGUCGGUCAUAUAACCGAUGCACAAUUAAGCAUAUCCAUGACUAAGUCGCUGCAAUUUAUGCCAAACGGAGAAAAGGGAGUGCGGAAACAGAGUCUGACGAGAGAGAAGAAGAGUGUUGAUCUGACAUGUAGAAUAGAAUUUCGUGAGACAUUGAGGGCUGCGUUCGAGAUUAAUCUAUAGUCCAUCUUCGCCUAUUAAUUAUUUGAACACAAUCGUACAAUUGCUCAAAAUAUGUGAUGAGAAAUUUAUCUUUUUAAAGCAAAAGUCGCAAAACUGCAGUAAGACAGUUUUACUCUCCCCUAUUCGUUCUAGUCUAGUCUUUGACAUCAUCAUUUUACGUUUCUAAAUUAAAUUAUUAUUAAAAUCUAAAAAGAUUCGUUUUUCGCGUUACCCGUUUAAGAUCAACUUUAUCGCUGCAAUGUCACUGCGACUGACGCUAUAUACACAUACAUACAUACAUACAUACAAUAACUUUAACAUUGUUUUUUUGAGAAUAUUUAAUCAUUCAUCAUUAUAAUUAGCGAGACCACAAAGAUUUGGAUUCAAGAGGGACGUUCUCGAACGGAGUCGAGCACAUUAAGGAAAAGGGCGAAAGAAGAAGAAAUACAGAUUUCGUUUCCGGAUCUCGUUAUUCUCGCGCUCGUUAUUAUCUAUACCAUAGAAAACCGUGUACACGUUUCCGCACCGAAUUCAACAAUAAGAUGAUAAAAGAUUGUAAAAUGCGCACCGUUAUGUCGAUCCGUUGUUCUCUUUUUAAACUCGGAUCGCCAAUCGAUAUUCGUACACCAAACGCUAACUGCUGUGUCUGCACAUUAAGCUCGUCGUCGCUUGCCAGUAUUGCUCUUCUGUAUUCUCGCAUAAUUCUAACUCAUGACAGCAAUUAUUAAAGUUUUUACAAGUGUGAAAGGAU
This is a messenger RNA of Cataglyphis hispanica, 4728 nucleotides long. RefSeq lists its product as uncharacterized. Bases 385 to 1722 code for a protein of 445 amino acids. Lineage: Eukaryota; Metazoa; Arthropoda; Insecta; Hymenoptera; Formicidae. The transcript has 7 exons. The record is from RefSeq and is a predicted model, not a curated record.